AUGUCUCAAAUCAAACAACGUAACCUUAUUUCGGCAUUGCAAAAGCGCGAAAUUUGCUUGUUAAAGAAAGAUAUAUCAAAACCAAAAAACGCGGAUCUAGCAAGACAAUUUGGUAUUAGUCCAGGUCAAGUUACAGAUAUUUUGAAAGAAUCUGUCAAAUGGCUUGCAAUCGAUCCGAAUUCUUACCAAGCAAAGUUGAAAAAAGCACGUCCCUCGACUGUUACAAAUAUUGAAGAACAAGAAAAUAUUCAGCAUUUGAUCAACAGUUUAUCAGUUGAUGCUCCACUAACCGCCACGGAAUAUAUAACGGUUGAUGAUAAAGAUGCAAAUGAUGAAAUGGUAACAGAUGAUGAAAUUAUUUCUUUAUUUUUGCCUGCAGAAGAAGAAGAAGAUAAUGAUGGUGAAAUAGCUCAAUGCCCACUGUUUUAA
This is a messenger RNA of Paraglomus brasilianum, 429 nucleotides long. NCBI's taxonomy places the organism in Eukaryota, Fungi, Glomeromycota, Glomeromycetes, Paraglomerales, Paraglomeraceae. The record is from the annotation of a GenBank genome assembly.